Messenger RNA from Betta splendens (Siamese fighting fish), 3278 nucleotides. RefSeq names its product nicalin (gene ncln). Gene Ontology annotation, cellular component: endoplasmic reticulum membrane. Gene Ontology annotation, biological process: regulation of signal transduction. Lineage: Eukaryota; Metazoa; Chordata; Actinopteri; Anabantiformes; Osphronemidae. The transcript has 15 exons. Bases 137 to 1867 code for a protein of 576 amino acids. The record is from RefSeq and is a predicted model, not a curated record.
CCGCCUCGCCGUUUGCCUGUCCAGAUUUGCGUGUCCGUAGCUGGUGGCUAAAGCGACUUUCCGGCUGUCAGUUCCACAGAGCGGUGACAGCUGAAGAUAUUUUCUCUCCAUCUCUGCCUUCAGUAUAGUCGCCACGAUGUUUGAAGAGGCGAGUGAGGUUUUCGAUAACAUGUUCAAGUCAUCGUUUCCCCUUACCUUCAUUGUGUUCAUCCCCGCGGUGCUGAUCCUGGUGUCCCCGCUCCCGGCCGAGGCGGCACAUGAGUUCACGGUGUACCGCAUGCAGCAGUACGACCUGCAGGGACAGCCCUACGGUACCAGAAACGCCAUUCUGAACACCGAGGCUCGUACUGUGGAGGCAGAGGUACUAAGUCGCCGCUGUGUUAUUAUGCGACUGGCAGACUUCUCUUAUGAGAAGUACCAGAAAGCCCUGCGCCAGUCAGCAGGAGCUGUGGUCAUCAUCCUGCCCAGCAAUAUGUCGGCAAUGCCACAGGACAUAGUACAGUUCAUAGAGCUGGAGCCAGAGAUGUUGGCUACAGAGACUAUUGUCCCAGUCUACUUUGCUAUGGAGGACGAUGAGCUCCUGUCCAUCUACACCCAAACCCUGACCUCCUCUUCCUCUCAGGGUUCCUUGUCAGCAGCUGAAGUGCUGCUGCACACGGCCACAGCCAACGGCUUCCAGAUGGUCACCAGUGGAGCACAGAGUAAAGCCGUCAGUGACUGGGCCAUCACCAGUUUGGAGGGACGGCUGGCUGGAGUUGGAGGAGAGGAUUUGCCCACUAUCGUCAUUGUGGCUCAUUAUGACUCCUUCGGUGUUGCUCCCUGGCUGUCAUACGGAGCGGACUCCAACGGCAGUGGAGUGUCAAUGCUGUUGGAGCUGGCGCGUCUCUUCUCCAAACUCUACACCUACAAAAGGACACACGCUGGGUACAAUCUUCUUUUCUUUGUGUCUGGUGGAGGAAAGUUUAACUACCAGGGCACUAAACGUUGGUUGGAGGAUAAUCUGGACCACACAGACUCCAGUCUUCUGCAGGACAACGUAGCCUUCGUUUUGUGUCUGGACACUCUGGGGAACAGUGACUCUCUGCACCUUCAUGUGUCUAAACCCCCUAAAGAGGGAACUCCUCAGUAUUCUCUGCUCAGAGAGCUGGAACUCGUGGUUAGUAGCCAGUACCCAGAGGUCAAGUUCUCUAUGGUUCACAAGAAAAUCAACCUGGCUGACGACAUGCUGGCCUGGGAGCACGAGCGCUUUGGGAUUCGCCGGCUGCCGGCUUUCACUCUGUCGCAUCUGCCCUCACACCGCCUGGCUCAGCGCUCCAGCAUCAUGGACGUGCGGUCAGUGUCCCUCUCCUCUCGCCACGGAGCGGGGGAGCCCCCUGCUGGGCCUCAUGUAGAUGUGAAAAAGCUCAACAGGAACACCAAGGUGGUAGCAGAGGCUUUGGCCAGAUUCAUCUACAACCUCACAGAGAAGGGAGCCCCUGCAGACCUGCAGAUAUUCACUGAACAAAUGCAGGUGCAGGAGGAGCAGCUUUCAGCCGUGGUGGACUGGCUGACUGCGCAGCCCCGAGCUGCUCAGCUGAUGGACAAAGACAGCAGCGUGGUCUCCACUCUGGAGUAUCACCUCAGCCGCUACCUCAAGGACGUCAAGAGACACUACGUCAAAGCAGACAAAAGGGACCCAGAGUUCGUCUUCUAUGACCAGCUCAAACAGACUAUGAAUGCUUACAGAGUGAAGCCUGCAUUUUUUGACUUGCUGCUUGCUGUCUGCAUCGCCGGCUACUUGGGGAUGAUGUAUCUGGCCAUCCAGAACUUCGGAGUCCUGUACAGUGUUGUCCGCAGGAUCACCCAGCCCAAGACAAAGACCCACUAAAGCAAAACAACACUUUGUUUUCCUCCAGACCUCACCUGUUUCCUGAAAUCAAAAACUCUAGCCAGGAAGAACACAGCUGCUGUUCUUGCGAUUGUUUUCAAACCAGCAGAAUCACCUUUGUUUCCUUCUUCAUGAUCCACAAACUAUGAUGUCAGAUCCUGUCCUGCUGCCAGCUUAAUCCACCUGGUCUUGUGGGCCAGAUAAUCAGGAAUCUUCUUUCUCUCAGCAGAUGUCUUGUUAUUUGUAUCAGAUAAUCCAUCGCAUUUGCAAUAUUUCAUUACUCGCCUCUCAUGCGACAUGUAAACCAUCUGUCCACGCCUCAGAGGUCUGGAUGAGAGUGAGAGGUUGUGAUGUCGCGGUAGCACCGAUCUCUCUUCACUCCCAUUUUAAGCGUACGAGUGAUUAUUCUGCCAAACUGAUGUCACGUUGUCUCGGGCAGCUAGAGGAGGAAACAGAUUGCAGAGUUUAGCCCAGGUGUCUUUUGGUAAAGGAGAGAUUCAAAUUUUUAUUUUAAUACAGUACUCGGAUCAGUCGCUGUAAUCAACCACCGUCGUCGUCCUGCAUUUCUGUAGUGUUUCUGAAGUCCAGCUGUAUAUAAAAUCAGCUUCAGGCUGAGGAAACUACAAGUUCAGACUCUUAGAAUCAUGUCAGCAUGGACAUGUUAUCUAUCGAGUGCUGUCUUAAUCUAAAAAUGUGAACUUAACCUGUAAAAGCUCAGUGAAUAAAAAUGUUAAAACACAAAGUUUACGCAAAAGACAAGUUGUCUAAAUAAAAUGUGAAGUAGUGUUUAGAUAAACCAGAUGGUAGUUAAGUCACUAAAAGAAAUUUAAAGCUAUGUAUCUGACCAUUCAUUACUGUGUAUGAAACCUUCCAUAUAUCCCCAUAUACAGUGUGUAGGUACAGAGUUUAAGCAGAUCCCACCUUGACGUCUUUGUGUGUUUUGUCACGUUUUCUGUUUGAUUCACUAUAAUCGCGUGAUGUGAUUUUUCCAGCCCUAGUGUUUUGUUUUGUAUCCUGGAUGAGAUAAAAAUGAUGUUGGUGCAGUAGCACAAGUUUUGAUUGAUAAAGAGGAUUUGACUGAGUUUGACCGUGUGUUCAACCACACUGUUGCUUCCUCGACCUGUUGUCAGCCUCAGUGUUGCCUCAUAGUGGUGAACUUUUCCUCGUGUUACUGCAUGGCACCUUCAACUGUCGCCAUGGCAACAAUUACAGGAUUUCUCUUAUUUACAACACGAGAAAAAACUGUGUCGUACAUAAAACAUUUUAAAUUAUUUAUUAGCAGCUGACGUUUGUGCACUGAAAUGAACUCUCCUCGGGCCUGAACUCUGUUUCACCUCAUCCACAACACUUGAUCUUUGCAAUGAAAAUGAUCUCAGAUGUGAUUGACAAUAAAUCACAAAAGUCGUGUCUA